AUGGCUUCUAUUGAUGAUGAAAGUGGUUUGUCUAGUAAGAAAACAGUUGGUAAACGUGGUGUGACCCGAUUGCAAAAAAUUCACAAAGCCAAAAGCAAUGGAAAGAGAAUUGAGGUUCAAUGGAAUUCCAGAGGUCAACCAAUCAAGCAUAAUAGCAAGACUUUUGCUAGUUUCAUUGGUGUCACAGUUCGUCGGUUAGUUCCAAUAAGCUUGGACAAUUGGAGCGCGAAAAAAAAUAAAGAGGCUGUGGGGGUUUAUAAACAAAACAUUUGGGAUGAAAUUGAAAAAGCUUUUAUAAUUGGCGAGGAACAUCGUGCCUUUGUAUAUAGAGAAGCUGGAAAGUUGCACAGGGCAUUCAGAACAAAAAUGGCGAGGUCAUAUCUAAAAGAUAGUAAGGGUGGUUUUGUUAAACAUCGUCCGGCCAAAUAUUCUUUUUGUAUAAAACAAGAUGAUUGGGAUAAAUUUGUAGCCCAACAUAUGACUGCAAAGUUUCAGAAAGUUAGUGAUGAGAAUCGAGAAAGAGCGUUAAAUCCUCAACAUCCCUAUAGAAAGUCACGUUUAGGGUGUGCUCGUCUUGAAGCUGAUAUGGUAAAAGAGUCAGAAGUUGGUGAGAUAAACCGUAGUCAAGUGUGGAAGGCUGCCCGCGUCAAUAAGAGCGGGGUGAUUGAUAAUGAGAAUGUUCAAAGAGUUGUGGAUCAAUGUGAGAAGUUAACAGAAGCUCUAUCUGAAGAAGAGAGACAAGACCUUGGUCCCACAAACAUAUUAUUUGAGGCUCUUAAUCUCCCAAACUACUCUGGACGUGUUAGGACUUAUGGUUUUGGGGUAUGUUCUAGGGACAUAUUACCACGCCAAAAUCGCCCCACACAAAUGGAUUUUGAAAAUUUUUAUGGCUUUUGUAAUUCACUCAAAAGUAGAUUGGAGGUGCUAGAGAGAGAAAAGAUUGAGAGAGAUAAGUUGGAUAGAGAGAAGCUAGAGAGGCAACAAACUGAAGAAGUGGAAGAAAGGCAACAACCUAAACAAGUGUCAGAGAGGUUGCAACAACCUGAAAAAGUGGCACAGAGGCAACACCUUGAACAAGUGGUAGAAAGGAAACAACCAGAAAAAGUAGCUGAGAGUCGACUACCUAGUGAUAAAGGUUCUUGCAACCCUGGAUCAUUUGGCAACAUUCCCGAGGGUCUCUUUCCUGUUAAUAUAUAUUUAUCCUCCCCGAGUCGUUGUUUGGUUGCUCGUGGAAAACUAUAUAACACCAAAGAUGGAGAUGUAUCCAUGGUUGGUCAAGCAAUAGGAACAAUUGUGCCAUGGCCAACGAAACUUCUUGAAUUUGUUGCUGAAUGUGAAAAGAUUCCUGGUCAAUCCCAAAACAAAGGUAACAAUAUUCAACACAGUGUUGAAUAUUCAGUUUCAUCACCCAACAAAAGUAACAAAAAAUUCAAAAUCGAAGAGUCUCUUAGAGUUGGCGGUUCAGCUGGUAUUGCAAAUUUACCUUUCCUUGAUAUGUAUGUGAAAAAGAUGGUGAGGGUUGGAUCAUUAAUUCAAAUAAAAAUGGAGGAAAGUAUAUUUGGUGAGGAGUUUUUAGAGCAACUACGUGUAGAGAGUAUAAAGGAGAUUCUUGAUCACAAUUGGUUAAGUGCAUCUAUUAUCACUGUAUUUUCCAGGUAUUUGUAUGACAAGUUUAUUAGUCCAAAUGGAUUAAUAAAUAAGUUCUCUUUCAUAUCUCCACAUGUAUCACGGGAGGAUAAUCUAGGAAAUGGUAUAGCAAAAAUACUUUUGAAAGAUGAGGAGUUCAAGGAUAAGAUGAUUCUUGCACCUUGUAAUCUAGGGAAACAUUGGGUGUUGCUUGUCAUCAAUCUCAAUGCUGAGGUGAUAUAUUACAUGGAUCCGUUGAAUGGUGAGCCAACAAAACAUCAAAAUUUUAAAACAAAGUUUGAGAACGCUUUGCAAAUUUAUCGUGCUAAUAGUAGUUCUAAAGUGCCUAAAGUGUCAAAGUCAAAGAAAAUCUCAUGGCAAAAAAUAAAGUGUCCUCGUCAAAUUAAUGGCGUUGAUUGUAGAUACUUUGUAAUGCGAUUUAUGAAAGAGGUCAUCAUGGAAAAUGAAUUUAUGAUCCCCACAAAUUACUUUUUUGACCACAAAUGUCGUACCUACUCUCAUGAUAAGUUAACUGAGGUUAAGGAGGAUUGGGCUACUUAUGUGGUGGAUGAUGUUUUCGGAAAACAAGAAGCAAUUAUUUUGCCUAAUUAG
Molecule: messenger RNA, 2238 nt
Organism: Vicia faba (fava bean)
Lineage: Eukaryota; Viridiplantae; Streptophyta; Magnoliopsida; Fabales; Fabaceae
Source: the annotation of a GenBank genome assembly